ACAAGAGUGAAGAAAUAAUCCGAAGACACCGUUUAGAAUCCUUUCUUUUAGCGAAUCAGAAAGAAUUUUACACGAAAGAAGAUUUGUAGAAGAGUAAAGAAGCUAGAUCUUGUAACCUAGGCAAAAUCGAAUUUAGGUUACAAAAACAAGGCAUCUCUUGGAGCAUGAAAAAUUUUUUUGAAGUAAGAACCUGUGCAAGAUUUUUAACAGAGAUAAAGAAAUUGUAUUUAGAAAUUCACCAGGCCUCAUUUUCCUUUCGACAUUCUGAAUAAGAAGACUUCAAUAGAAGGUCUUUACGAGUGAAAGUCACUAGCUGUAAUUUGAAGAAAGCAUUCAUUCUUUGUGAGUCAUGUUUGCUCAUUGCCAGGAAGAGCAGCCGUCGGAGGGCGCUGUCAGUGCCUGAGUGAAGCAGCCGAUCGAAGACGGACGAACACCCUCCUUUCUCAGUGUGCCCUCCCUCAGAACGGAAAACGCCCUGCCGCCCCACUAGACGCUCUUCGGACAUCGGAAAUACACAUUCAGGCAGACAACCCCUCUCUCUACUGGUCCCCCGAUGCGUCGCGUCGGAUGAAACGCUCCGAUUGAGACACUUCGUGCGAAGGGGGAAUAGUCGAACACCGCUCGGCCGCAACAGGUAGUCAGAAAAAUUUAUUAACCAUGGCAGAAGAAGACUUCAGUAACUUCUCAUAUUUCUGCAACACUCCAGGAGAUUUAGCCAAUUUCAGCGAUUUCAAUUUCACCGACUGUAAUUUCACAUGGGCGGACAUGCGACCACCCUAUAUCGUAGUCGAAUUUGCGAAGAUACUAUACGGCAUAGUAUUUCUGGUCGGCUUGUGCGGAAAUUCUCUGGUCAUCUAUGUCGUUCUGCGCUUCUCUAAAAUGCAGACAGUGACAAAUAUGUAUAUAUUCAACCUGGCCCUGGCAGAUGAGAUGUUUUUGACCGGUCUUCCCUUUUUGAUAGCGACAAUGACGUUCAACUACUGGCCGUUCGGUAGGCUCAUGUGCAAGGUGUACAUGACGACAACUUCCAUUAAUCAGUUCACAAGCAGUUUGCUUCUGACUGUGAUGAGCGCCGAUCGGUACGUAGCAGUUUGUCAUCCGAUAUCUUCUCCACGGUACCGCACUCCCUUUAUCGCAAAGUUUAUCUGUCUGACGGCAUGGACUGUCUCUGCACUCCUUAUGGUCCCCAUCUACAUAUACGCUAACAUCCUUGAGAAUGGAUCUACUAUGUCUUGCAACAUCUACUGGCCGGAGAGCGCCUUUAUGAAUGGGCAGAAGGCAUUCACCCUGUAUUCGUUCACCUUGGGGUUUGCCAUUCCUCUGGUCCUGAUUCUGCUCUUCUAUUUUUUGGUCAUCUGUAAACUCCGUACAGUUGGACCAAAGAAUCGCUCGAAGGAAAAGAAACGUUCUCAUCGUAAGGUAACGUAUCUAGUGCUGACCGUCAUCACCGUUUAUGUUAUCUGCUGGUUGCCGUACUGGAUAACUCAGGUCUACAUUACUCUUCUGCCACCAAUGAAGCGACAAAGUCAUCUGGGUUUAACCAUUAUUCUGCUAGCUGGUUGUCUGUCCUACGCUAACUCGGCCAUGAAUCCUAUUCUGUACGCCUUUUUGAGUGAUAACUUCAAGAAGAGUUUUGCCAAAGCAUUCACUUGCGCUGCUCGCAUGGAAGUAAAUGCUCAGCUCAACGCGGAGAACAGCGUCUUUCCACCAAAGCACACUCGCAGUGGUUCAUCCAAAGCUCAACUGAAUAGAGAGCAGAAGCCAAGAAAUGAGCUGGAGCCUUCCACCGCUAUUACUUUAACAUCCAGAUCAAAUAUUGCAGUAUCCAGUGAUAAAGAAAUUUCCGUGCGCAAUGGUUUUAACAAGCAACAGGUCGAAAGCGAGCCAACUCAAGUGUAAAAACUCUGUUGUUGAUUAAAAGCAUUGUUUAAUCUUCAAAAAGGCACAAUUGAGUGAAGAUAAUAGGCGAUAUUACUUUGUUUGAGUUUCGUAUUUCAAAAUUGACUGUCUAAUUCAAACCAAAAACGAUCACAUGAUGUAAUGCAAGACAUUUAUCGUUCGUAGUACAUCAUUUAUAACAGGGACUCAAAUUAAGACGAGCUUCUUACAUAUAGUGAACUAUUCAGAAUAUAUAUAUCACACGAGUACGUUCAUGAUAUUUUAUAUAAAGAAGACUUUUAAAGCAUUUCUUUGAAUGAUAGAACUGUUUAACGAACUUUAGCGUUAAUUUUCGCCAGAUUUGACCGAUUAAAAUGAACGAUGACUGUUAUUCAGUUCAAUAACCGCCAAGAGAGACAAAACUUUAUAAUACAUUUGCAAAAUUUGACUUUACACCAGACAUUUAUUCCACUGGUUAUAUGAAUGUUGGAGUUCACUGCUACAGCACCCACGAAAUAGACUAGAUGUUUCUUACUUUUGCUCAGGUGCUACAUGUUUAUUAUCUGCAAACAGGACAGAAAAGACAACUUGUGACUUGACUUAUGCUGCAUGUAAUUAGUUAGUGAUUUUCAUUAAUUUUUUGACAAACAAGCUCAAGCUUAUUCAUGGGCUCAUUUUUCAUCUUAUUCUUAUUUCAUAUGUCAAUAGCUGGAUAAUGCUGGAGGAGCGAGAUGUCUGUAAGUCGUUAUGCUUUAUCUAAUUUUUUUAACGCUCUCUCUAUAAUUCUUAAACAUCUAUAGGCACGAUUCAUUUUUCACGCAAUUUAGCAUUUAUCAUAAUAUACCGAGUGUAAAUAUAUUAAAUGUUGCGUUUCUGUAUAUGAUAUAUAUAUGUCUAUGGUUGCUAUUGGAUAUAUGGCAUAUUCUGAAAACAAAAUUGCUCACAUAGUUAAAUAUAUAUUACACUAUUGUUACUUGUAUAGCUGAGAGCCAUUAUAAUAUUACUAGUUUUAGUAAUCCCGAAUCCUCCACAGAACUUUACACUUCUCUCAGACGCUUUCUAUUCUAUAAACUGUCUGAAAACGUACAACUAAUAAUCUGCAUUUUAAGAAUUUGUAAUUUAUGAUUUUUUGUAUAUGAAGACACUUUUCUGACUAUUUAGAAUUAUCUGUGCGCAUUAGAGGCAUAAGUAUUUUUAUAAAAUUUGUUAAUAAGUUUUUAAUUAUUGAUUUCGGAAAUCUUUAAAUUUUUAUAAGUGAGGAUUGAUAUUUGUCUUACUAAAAAAAACUGAAUUUGAUACUAAAUAAUACUUUAGUUUGUGUAAAGAAUUUACAGAAUAAGUUUCUAUUAAAAUCUGUUACAAAGAAGGAAAAAUUGAUAUAAUUAAAAUUUACAAAGCCAUUAAAAUAUUUUAAUUUUUGAAGGAAUUAUUUAUUAUACACCAAAUUCUUCUAUCUAUAUUAUGUCAGGAAAAUAUUCAAUGCUAAUAUUUUGUUAGAUAGAAUGUAAUGUACUUGAUUUAAGAUUGUUAUUAUAAAAUAUUGUGUAUUUCCAUAUCACAAGAUGUUGCUAAGUAUGCAGCAUUUAUGAAUGUGUUGAACUGUACAUGAAAUACACUUUAUUGUGGGU
Argiope bruennichi is the source of this 3506-nucleotide messenger RNA. RefSeq names its product somatostatin receptor type 2-like. The transcript is spliced from 4 exons. Gene Ontology annotation, cellular component: neuron projection; membrane. Gene Ontology annotation, molecular function: G protein-coupled opioid receptor activity; peptide binding. Lineage: Eukaryota; Metazoa; Arthropoda; Arachnida; Araneae; Araneidae. Gene Ontology annotation, biological process: G protein-coupled receptor signaling pathway. The record is from RefSeq and is a predicted model, not a curated record. The coding region runs from base 658 to 1899 and encodes 413 amino acids.